Molecule: messenger RNA, 1307 nt
Organism: Cylicocyclus nassatus
Lineage: Eukaryota; Metazoa; Nematoda; Chromadorea; Rhabditida; Strongylidae
Source: the annotation of a GenBank genome assembly
AGAAAAAAAUCUCUGAAAGCUUAUCAUUGUGUAAUUGCAGAAUUCUAUGACAAUCUCUAGCGGUAUUACACCAGAUGAGAGGCAGAAGAUAACCGAAUUAAGAAAACUUGUCAAAGACGAUCUCACUGAGUAUUAUGAUACGGACUUCAAUUUGCUCAGAUGGCUACAAGGUCAUGCACAAUUGACCGUACCAGAGAUUGCCAGAAAGUUGCAGCAUCACUUAAAAGCAAGAAAAUCAACUUGGGAUUUGGAUAACCUGCACAAAAAGGAAAGAACUCAUUUCAUACACAGUCACUGGCGUUAUGGUAUAACCAAGCUCUCCGGAACACUUGAGAAUGUUAUAGUUAACAUAGAACAGUGUGGAAAAACUGAUUAUAGCGGUAUGAUGGAAUGUUUUUCUAUAUCUGAAGUGAUGCGAGCAAGAAUAUAUGAUCUUGAGGAUAUGUUGGCUAAAUGUAUGGAACUGGAGAAAGAAACUGGUAAACAAGCCUGGAUUCUAUAUAUAAUGGAUGUUACGGGUCUUGAAUAUAAUAAAAAAUUGUACGAUAUGAUAACAGGGUCUAUGCGCUCAUUGGCAGAGUUUAUGUCUGAUCAUUAUGUGGAAAUGAUCAAGUUCUUCGUACCAGUCAAUUUACCUUCAUUUGCUGUAGCUUUCUGGACUAUUGUUCGGCCUUUGCUACCCGAAAGGACCAAGAAUAAAGUUCGGAUCUUGUCAUCGUCUAGUUGGAAGGACGAGAUACUUCAGUUCUCCAACAUCGAUGCACUUCCUUCUAUUUGGAAUGACGAUACUCAUACCUUUCCAGCUCACAUUGACACACCUCAACCCUUCCCGAGAGAUAUGUAUUACUCUAGCAAAGGACUGAAGGUCCCCGACAAUGCCAAAGCAAUAGAUGUUUACGCUGGAAAGUACCACACAAUCUCGCUGCAGCUGCAGCGAGGUGACGUCAUAGCAUGGUGGGCCGUCGGAAACAGAAAUUUUGGUUUUGGAUUCUUCCAUGCACAAAACGACGACGAUAAUGAUUAUGCUAUUAUGGAUCAGGUAGUGCCAACAUUUCCCUGGAUGCCUGGACCAACAGUAACACCGCUUGAUGAUAGCGUCAAAAUCGUAGAGGAUGGCCUCUAUAAAAUCUGGAUCAGCAACGAACGAUCGUGGUGGUCGACGCUAAGCGUUCAGCUCCGCGUAGAAGUAAAUGGACGGAGCGAAAAUGUGACCUCGACGUGAUAACCUAUGAAUGGAAAAACCUACUUACAAAGAUUAUGUAUAAAGUUCAAAUGAAAUAAAAAGUGGAAUAAAGCUCAAUUUAUGA